Diceros bicornis minor is the source of this 2100-nucleotide messenger RNA. It is a transcript of the gene NPRL2, whose product is annotated as NPR2 like, GATOR1 complex subunit. The coding region runs from base 781 to 1923 and encodes 380 amino acids. The transcript has 11 exons. Lineage: Eukaryota; Metazoa; Chordata; Mammalia; Perissodactyla; Rhinocerotidae. Gene Ontology annotation, cellular component: GATOR1 complex; vacuolar membrane. The record is from RefSeq and is a predicted model, not a curated record. Gene Ontology annotation, biological process: positive regulation of autophagy; cellular response to amino acid starvation; negative regulation of TORC1 signaling. Gene Ontology annotation, molecular function: GTPase activator activity.
GCGACUCGGUCUCCAUAGAAAGGGCCAUGGUCAACCACGCCGGUGGCUGUAACCUGAAAGCAUAGUAGAGUGGGCAAGGGUCUCAGGUGCCCAAUGUGCACUCCUCUCACUGGAGCAAGGGUUACAGAGUAGGAAUGCCACCCUCUUCCAAGAAGUUAAGAUGGGAAGGAACAGUACAAAGACAGGCACCAGGAAUGCCUGAAGACCGGCGUCCUUUCAGCGUGUACCCGCGUCUGAACUGGCACUGAUCAUUGGCCCACCUUCCAGGUAGGAUACGCAAGGCCAUGUAUCACACUACAAAUCCCAGUGUGCACCACGCCGUCGCCGGGCGGAAGCGCCAGCUGGAACGGCGUGAAGCACUACGGUGAUUGUAGUUCCCAGCUGUCGCCGCAUUACAGCCUGAAUCGCUGCACGCACUGCCUCCCCACAUGCCGCUAGCAUGCUGCCCCUACACGAUAGGGCUUCGCCUGUCUCACCCGCAGCGCCGACCCGAUGCAGUGGUUUCCUCUCGAGAAAACGGGAUACUCAGGGCCCUGCCGCGCGCGCCGCCGCUCCGUCGCGGAGCCGCUUCACUUCCGGGUGCGACGUCUACCCACCCGGACAUCCUGGUACGAGCUCCCCCCGCCCCAACCUGUGAAUCGCUCUGCGCAGGCGCUGUUGAGCGGACGGCUACACGGGUGUGAGAAUGCGCAGGCGUGGGUGACCCGGCGGCCCAGACCUCGGGGCUGUUUCUGACAGGUGUUCCCAGGGGUCGGAGAGGACCUGGGCCCCGCUAGCGCCAUGGGCAGCGGCUGCCGCAUCGAAUGCAUAUUCUUCAGCGAGUUCCACCCCACACUGGGACCCAAGAUCACCUAUCAGGUCCCUGAGGACUUCAUCUCCCGGGAGCUGUUUGACACAGUCCAGGUGUACAUCAUCACCAAACCAGAGCUGCAGAACAAGCUCAUCACUGUCACAGCUAUGGAGAAAAAACUGAUCGGCUGCCCCGUGUGCAUCGAGCACAAGAAGUAUAGCCGCAAUGCCCUGCUCUUCAACCUAGGCUUCGUGUGUGACGCCCAGGCCAAGACCUGCGCCCUUGAGCCCAUUGUCAAAAAGCUGGCUGGCUACCUGACCACACUGGAGCUAGAGAGCAGCUUCGUGUCCACGGAGGAGAGCAAGCAGAAGUUGGUGCCCAUCAUGACCAUCCUGCUGGAGGAGCUAAAUGCCUCAGGCCGGUGCACUCUGCCCAUCGAUGAGUCCAACACCAUCCACUUGAAGGUGAUUGAGCAGCGGCCUGACCCUCCUGUGGCCCAGGAGUAUGAUGUGCCUGUCUUUACCAAGGACAAGGGGGAUUUCUUCAACUCACAGUGGGACCUCACCACACAACAGAUCCUGCCCUACAUUGAUGGUUUCCGCCACGUCCAGAAGAUCUCGGCUGAGGCAGAUGUGGAGCUCAACCUGGUGCGCAUUGCCAUCCAGAACCUGCUGUACUAUGGUGUUGUGACACUGGUCUCCAUCCUCCAGUACUCCAAUGUGUACUGCCCGACACCCAAGGUCCAAGACUUGGUAGAUGACAAGUCCCUGCAGGAGGCGUGUCUAUCUUAUGUGACCAAGCAAGGGCACAAGAGGGCCAGUCUCCGAGAUGUGUUCCAGCUGUACUGCAGCCUGAGCCCUGGCACUACUGUGAGAGACCUCAUUGGCCGCCACCCCCAGCAGCUGCAACGUGUUGAUGAACGGAAGCUGAUCCAGUUCGGGCUUAUGAAGAACCUCAUCCGGCGAUUACAGAAGUAUCCUGUGCGGGUGUCUCGGGAGGAGCGGAGCCACCCUGCCCGGCUUUACACAGGCUGCCACAGCUAUGAUGAGAUCUGCUGCAAGACAGGCAUGAGCUACCAUGAGCUGGAUGAACGGCUGGAAAAUGAUCCGAACAUCAUCAUCUGCUGGAAGUGAGGCUGGUGGGGGCUGGACCUGGCUCACCACUGUGGCUACUGUCUCCUGCUAAGCCCUGCCUGGUGCAUGAGGGCUAGACCAGCAGACUAGUCUAUACUGUCUCCAAGUUGACCUUCACUUCUGUAAAUAAAAUCAUCCAUUUCCACCUACCUUUAUUGAGUACUGCCUCUGAGCCAG